CAAAAAUAGGUCAACCUCGUGUAUUAUAAACAGGGUUAGUGUACCUUUGAAUAUUGGCAGCCAUCUAGCUACUUGGGAAUUGGUGUGUUUGCUCGCUGUUGGUUUAUUUGGUUAUGAUACGCAGAUGUGAAAGCAAUCAUGGAGCUUGGCUUAGCAUUUGAUGAUGAAGAUUUAGAGGAAAACACUAAAAAGUCAAAGACAAAUCAGCUUGUAUCCUAUAAUGCCAAAUUUUGUCCACCCAAGUGGUAUGAGGAUGCAGAUAUCAAUGACAAUGAUUCAGCUGCUCAGAUAUUAAAAUACAGGGGAGAUCACUCAUACAUCAAGAAAGAAUAUGCUGCAGCCAUUGACCACUAUGAGGAAGCUUUCGGUAGACUGCCAGCUAACAACAAAGGAAUGAGGAGGGAAAUGAAGGAGUGUCAGACUAGGAGUUAUGUGGCCCUGCAGCAGCACAAGCAGGCCCUGGAACUAGCAUAUCAGCUAAAAGAUGAUGCGUCCACUCCUGACCAGCACUUCCAGUCCUUAGUCCUGCUGACCUAUGUACAGGAGGCUGCCCAGGACUGGCCAGAAUUUGAAGAGUCUGUAAAACAGCUGAUCUGCUGUCACCCUGAUAGUGGUAAUCUAUGGAGGAGGUUGUCCCAGUGUUACUGGCACAGACAACACAACCAGGGUACACCAGAGUACUAUAAACUUCUCACCUGUCUGGUGCGGUCAAGACUAGUGUACUCCAGUGUCCGGAGGUCUGUUGGAAUGUUUGUGGCAGAGAGAAAUGAAAGCUAUCUGAAACAGAUAGGACAACAAAUCUCAGACCUAAAUGCCAGCGAUGAACUGAUACAGAAGGCCAAGCAGUUUCUGAGUCAUGAUAUGUCCAAGGUGGAGCAACACGAAGGGGGAGAUAACUCUGUACAGAAACAAAUGGAUGUGAAAGAUUUUGACAAGCGAUGGUAUUCCUGGGCAGAUGAACUUUUGCCAACUUGAGUAUAAAGGUAUACACCCAUUCAGGUCCUCGUGAUGACCGUUACAUAAUUCCAGAAGAACUGUCACAGGCACUGUCUUCCUCUAAGAAUUGCAACCAUCCACCAGAAGUUUAUCUAGAAGUCUAGACUGGAUGAAAGGUAACACAACCAUAGUGUGUGUUCACAAGUUGACAUGAAACAAGUUAACAUGUGGCGUUGUAACAAACUUUCACGACAUGUGUGUCGACAAGAACAGAAAGUGUCACGAUCAACAAAGCUUUGAGAAGGUUCUAAUUGUGUACUGCCUGGUGCAGAAACAACAAUAAUCUGGUCUGUGAUGUGGAGAAGAC
This is a messenger RNA of Mizuhopecten yessoensis (Yesso scallop), 1303 nucleotides long. RefSeq lists its product as uncharacterized. The record is from RefSeq and is a predicted model, not a curated record. The coding region runs from base 139 to 975 and encodes 278 amino acids. The transcript is spliced from 11 exons. Gene Ontology annotation, molecular function: protein binding. Lineage: Eukaryota; Metazoa; Mollusca; Bivalvia; Pectinida; Pectinidae.